GGUUCGGAGCCCCCUCUCGGCAGUGAGGUCCUCGUGUUAGUGCACAGUCUGUGUGUGGUACAGCGCGCGGCGGAGGAACCGAGUACCCAACGAAAGGCUGGCGGUGCAUUUCACAACGGUCGACAUUUUUUUUUUUGACAAAAACAACUGAUUUACUCGCUAAUUUUUUUUUAAUACCGGGACUUUCCGGCAGGUUCGCGUACCGCUAACUGGAUCUAACACACGCUUUUGUUUUUCCAACUUGUUUGUGGUUAACAACUCGUCCUGGUCCGAGGGGUUUCCAGCGUCCGACAGAGAGGACCGGAGCGACGCUCUCCUCCUCGGAAUCUCCGGGCUUUAAGGACUCUCAGGGGCCCCAAAAAGAAGACGUCGUGUAAAGGGAAAAAGAAAACCCUCAAACGACGACAGACAUUUUCUCACCCGUGUCAUAUAUAUUUAAGCGUUGUGGAUUUAUUUAUUACCUGCGCCGAGGAGGGGAGGAAUCUGUCGAGACAAAGGUAAAAGGAGAGACUGAAUACCUGGUACUACUUCCAGUGGCCGGGGUUCGAGAGAGCGCUUAACCCGAAAAAAGGGCUUUGUUUGUCCGCCGCCAUCCUGCACGUACUGGGGAGGGGGUGGCGGCGAUUUACCGCACCUUCUCUGGGAUUACCGUAAAGAGAGCGCGGAGGAAAAUAACAACACAUUGAUUCCCUUGUGUAAAGAACUCAUCAUGUAUCCACAAGGCCGGCAUCCGGCACCUCACCAGCCAGGCCAGCCUGGCUUCAAGUUCACAGUGGCAGAGUCCUGCGAUCGGAUCAAAGACGAGUUUCAGUUCCUGCAGGCCCAGUACCACAGUCUCAAAGUGGAGUACGAUAAACUGGCCAACGAAAAGACAGAAAUGCAGCGUCACUAUGUCAUGUACUAUGAGAUGUCCUAUGGGCUCAACAUUGAGAUGCACAAACAGACUGAAAUCGCCAAACGUCUCAAUGCAAUUCUGGCUCAGAUCAUGCCGUUCUUGUCACAAGAGCAUCAACAGCAGGUGGCUCAGGCUGUUGAACGAGCUAAGCAGGUGACAAUGACUGAGCUGAAUGCUAUCAUCGGGGUACGUGGACUUCCCAAUCUGCCUCUGACUCAGCAGCAGCUUCAGGCACAGCACCUCUCUCACGCUGCCCACGGCCCCCCGGUCCAGCUACCUCCUCACCCUUCAGGCCUGCAGCCGCCUGGCAUCCCCCCUGUGACAGGUGCUGGCUCCGGUUUGCUGGCUCUGGGUGCUCUUGGGAGCCAGGCCCACCUGCCUGUAAAGGAUGAGAAGAACCACCAUGACUUGGAGCAUCGAGGCCCCUCAUCUUUUCACUCACCUCUGGCUAUUCCUWUGAAAGAGCGAGAGUCCAGCACGAAUAACUCGGUGUCGCCAUCAGACAGCCUGCGAGUAGCGAGCGAGAAGCACCGCAGUUCUUCAGAUUACGGCCUUGACUCCAAGAAACGCAAAGUGGACGACAAAGACAGCAACAGAGGAUAUGACAGUGAUGGAGAAAAAAGCGAUGACUUAGUGGUGGAUGUUUCCAAUGAGGAUCCGGCCACCCCUCGAGUCAGCCCUGCUCACUCUCCUCCAGAAAACGGCCUGGAUAAGUCACGAGUGCUGAAGAAGGACGCUGCCCCCAACAGCCCUGCUUCCGUCGCCUCUUCAGGCAGCACACCGUCCUCCAAGGCAAAGGACCACGCCCAUAAUGACAAGUCAUCAACACCGAGUCUCAAGUCCAACACACCUACUCCAAGAAAUGAAGCGCCAACACCAGGAACCAGUACUACUCCAGGACUCCGCCCUUUACCUAUGGGCAAACCACCUGGGAUGGAGGCAUUAGCUGCUCCAGCCCUGCGGACACCUCUGUCCAUCGCUAGCUCUUAUGCCACCCCAUUUGCCAUGAUGGGUCAUCAUGAAAUAAACGGGUCCCUGACCAGUCCUGGCAUGUACCCAGGACUCAUUUCACCACAGAUGAGUGCUGCCGCUGCUGCUGCCUAUGGACGCUCACCAAUUGCAGGGUUCGACCCUCACCCUCACAUGAGAGCGCCAGGCCUUCCAGCAAGUCUCACUUCCAUUUCAGGAGGAAAACCUGCUUAUUCUUUUCACGUAAGUGCAGAUGGUCAGAUGCAGCCCGUGCCCUUCCCUCCAGAUGCACUGAUAGGCCCGGGCAUCCCACGUCACGCUCGCCAGAUCAACACACUGAGCCACGGGGAGGUGGUGUGUGCAGUCACAAUCAGCAACCCCACACGUCACGUUUACACCGGUGGCAAAGGUUGUGUCAAGAUCUGGGACAUCAGCCAACCAGGCAGCAAGAGCCCAGUCUCCCAACUUGACUGCUUGAACAGAGACAACUACAUCCGCUCCUGCAAGCUGCUGCCUGAUGGCCGCACCCUAAUAGUGGGCGGUGAAGCCAGCACGUUGACCAUCUGGGACCUGGCCUCGCAGACGCCCCGCAUAAAGGCCGAGCUCACUUCCUCUGCUCCAGCCUGUUACGCACUGGCCAUUAGCCCCGAUGCCAAGGUCUGUUUCUCCUGCUGCUCUGAUGGAAACAUUGCUGUGUGGGACCUCCAUAACCAGACCCUUGUCAGGCAGUUUCAGGGUCACACAGAUGGCGCCAGCUGCAUCGAUAUCUCCCAUGAUGGGACCAAACUGUGGACAGGGGGGCUUGACAACACUGUCCGUUCCUGGGAUUUGAGGGAAGGCCGACAGCUCCAGCAACACGAUUUUACCUCACAGAUCUUCUCAUUGGGUUACUGUCCCACUGGAGAAUGGCUUGCUGUUGGGAUGGAGAGCAGCAACGUGGAGGUGCUCCAUCACACCAAGCCUGACAAAUACCAGCUGCAUCUUCACGAAAGCUGUGUCCUCUCACUUAAAUUUGCCUAUUGUGGGAAAUGGUUUGUGAGCACAGGGAAGGAUAACCUGCUGAACGCAUGGAGGACUCCCUACGGUGCCAGCAUAUUCCAGUCAAAGGAGUCGUCGUCCGUCCUGAGCUGCGACAUCUCAGCAGAUGACAAAUACAUCGUGACGGGUUCUGGUGACAAGAAGGCCACCGUCUACGAGGUCAUCUACUGAACAGAGGAGGCUUCAGCACUUCCACUGAGAUGUUUUUUUUUUUAUUUUUCUCGCUGACCAAACAAACUACAAUGGAUUAAAACAAACUACGUGUCUCAAACUUCAGCCUGCAGAUGUUUGUAUUGGACGGAGGUUCACCUUUUUUUGACCAUUUGUUUUACGGAUGCACAUUUUGAGAUCUGUGAUCCCCCUUCUUCUUUUUGGAUGUAACCAGUGAAGCGGAGCUUCAUUUCUGAGGAACGUAUGCCUCAAACAUCUUGUGCAAAGUGUACAUAUUGGAUUAAAUAAGACAUUUUAUAUAUAUUAUAAAAAUAUAUAUUUUCAUGUCCUGGGUGUAUUUGUGAUUACCAUGUUUUUGCUCCCUUGCUGUUACAUUUGAGCAAGAGACCCGAACUUUGUGACUAUUUUACGCUGAUUUUUUUAGCACAUUCUGCAGGCUGAGCUUUCCAGAAAUCGAGCAGAAGAGCAUUUCAUGGAAAUUUUAAAAAUGGCCUUUUGCCAUAGUGCUCUUAGAGGACAGUAAAACUGUGGUCGGUUCUCAGACUCAGGUGGGACUUCAGCGGGAUCAAGUGGGGCAUCGAUUUAGGAAACGGACAUGGAUGUAAAUUUACUUAUCUGUAUAAAAUGAAGUGUCCUGAUCCGUCUGUGCUUUUCUUUCUCCCCGUUUGUUUUGUUCGAUUGUAGGAGACGGGGGAUGUUAAAGCUUAGCAUAACCCUUGGACCUCAGUUGGCAGCAGAAGCAUAAACUGAAUGACUGUGUGCUUCUGCUAGCUUGAUGUAAUGUGGAUGUUGAGUUGCUCCACUGAUUUUUACUCAAACUAAAGUCAAACAGUUCUGUUGGAAUCACUCUGCUCUUUGUAUCAUAUCAGUUUACCCGGAAUCUGUUCRGCUUUGACCGGGAGUCAGACUGCACACACCAGUCUGUCCUUACUGAAACAUUCAGUGCCUGUAAAUGCUUGCGAGGACAGAAGAAAUCACAUUUAGGUAAAAACAGAAAUAGUCCAGUUAACAUGAGGGUAGAUAAUUCUGGUUUGUACACUGUGCUUCUGAUUCUGUCAGCAUUUAUCACAAGAAGGUAAAUGAGGCUAAACGCACCUCUGAAUCACACCAAAGUAUGUAGCAAAUGCUGUCAGCACUGAAAACUAAUGUACAUGUGUUAAUAAAUUAAUAAAACUGUUUUUCUAGAA
Austrofundulus limnaeus is the source of this 4260-nucleotide messenger RNA. RefSeq names its product TLE family member 3, transcriptional corepressor b (gene tle3b). Gene Ontology annotation, biological process: regulation of DNA-templated transcription; negative regulation of canonical Wnt signaling pathway. The transcript is spliced from 21 exons. Gene Ontology annotation, cellular component: nucleus; transcription regulator complex. The coding region runs from base 710 to 3073 and encodes 787 amino acids. Gene Ontology annotation, molecular function: protein binding; transcription corepressor activity. NCBI's taxonomy places the organism in Eukaryota, Metazoa, Chordata, Actinopteri, Cyprinodontiformes, Rivulidae. The record is from RefSeq and is a predicted model, not a curated record.